AUGGGUAACGGCACUGUUGCCAGUAAAUUCAAAUUAACCACAAAGGUGCAACUAAACCAAUCAAAUCUCCGUACACCGCUCGCACCAAAGCCCGACAUUGCUACAGCUACAGCAACAGCAACAGCAACCCCCAGAACACAUCCAACCUUGGACAAAGAAGUAAAUUCACUGGCAGCUACAGCCAGUGGUGUAGCAACGGGUACGGUGAAAGAAGCAAUAAAAUCAGCAAGUGCAGCAAAUACAGAAAAUGGAACAAAUACAAUAAAUACAACAAAUACAACAAAUACAUCAAAGCCAACACUUUCAGCACAACCAUCAACCGAUCCUAACACCACUGCAACAGCAGCAACAGCAACAACAACAACAGUAGCAGCAUUGGCAGCAGUAUCCACCGCCAACUCAAAUACCAAUACUAGCACCAAAACUCCUCAACCUUCUUCUCAAACAGCUAUGCAAUUUGGCUCUCAACCUACUCUUAUUAAACCAAAAACAAGUGCAACAUUUGCAACAAUGAAACAAAAAUCACACUCACCAGAGAUUGAAAGUCUCACAAGCCACCACCCUAGCAAUUGCAAUAGAUGCUACAGGUUAAAGAAAAAAUGCACAAGAACCUAUCCCAAAUGCUCACAUUGCGAAAGGACCAACUCCCUGUGCGAGUACGUCGAUAGAAGCAAAAAGAGAAGGAAAAUAGGCGAAGAAUUUAGCAAUGGAAACUUGGGCCAUUCCCAAAUAUCGACAAUUAGUCAUGUCAAAUCCAACCUCACACCAACUAAACAUAUAGCACCCAACCACAAACAAAUGUCAGUGUCAUCUCUAUUGUCCACAGACUCCAACGAUGAUCAAACAAGAGCAAGAGAAAUACAAAAGAACUUCAAAGUGCCUACUGCGGCAUUAGCUUCGAGUGCUCGCCGUGCAAGAGAAAAGGAAAAAGACACACUUGUAGGGAAACUUAACCACAAAAGCACACAGGCACCUCGCUUCUCGAAUUUAAAUGAAGAGUUUAUUUCAAUAAAAGCAAUCACAACCGACCCUAAACUACCAGUAAUAUUUGCUUUGAACUACUUUGAAAAUUUUGGAAACAAGUACCCUUUUAUCAACAAAGUGGAUUUUUUGAAAAAAUUAGACCAAACCGAUUUUAGUAAAGAUUCCAUUGUCAAUUUGGAUGUAUACAUCUUGUUAAGCAUAGGAUGUAUAUUGCACGACAUGAAAUGCUUGAAUGAAAACUUCAAACUGUAUUUCAAAACCAAGAACAUAGAGAGUGUACUUGAUGUUCUUGACUUGUCCUUUGCAACCUAUAACCCAGAGCAGAUUCAACUUUUGCUACUUCUUUGCAUAUACGGAGUAACAUCUUUCAACAUUGACUUUGUGUGGAAUUUAAUUGGGAUCUUGAACCGGGCAGUUGUCAAAUUCGAAUUGUACAAGAAGUUAUCUGAGGACCCCACUGCAGAGAGGAUUUUUUGGUCGGUUCAUAAUUUGGAAAAAGAAGUAAGUUUACUAUUAAGAAAGCCAAGUCUGUUUCUCAAAUACGAGUAUUUUUCAUCCCAAAGUAUAUCAAAGCUUCUAUAUGAAGAUGAGAAUCUAUCAUUGAUUAAUCAUUAUAUUUCGCUUGGUAAGUUUCACGACUCCUUAAUCGAUUCAAUUUUGAAAAACUCAAGAGAAAAACUCACCGAAAUCUCGAGCAACAUAGGUAAUUGGGUAGGAGCCCUAACCAAGGAUAUUAGUCUUAAAUUUGUUUCUCAACCAGCUUUACAAGACCUCAUACCAUUUGCCAACGUGCAAAGCUAUUACUUGCAAACUGAAAUUGAUCAAAUAUCAACCACAAAGAGCUUUAUGUUUCCAUCACAGUUUAUCUUUUAUUCCCUCACGAUGUUGAUUUCGGCCCUGGAUAAGUCAAACACUUUUGAAAGCAAACCCAACACUAAGAUUACUCUCAUUGCAUCGGGAUUCUGGUAUUUACAAUUAUUUACUGUUAUUCAAACCAGUAUAGACUGUCUCAAGCAUUUCAUUGAGGCUAAGGAAGCACAAGAGAAUGUUCAAUCAAGAAUUAAUGAAUUUAAUGGUAUUUCGCAGCAGGCUGUGAAUUUAUUAAAGUAUAUCAGAGGUAAUAAAACAUCAAGGUUUUUGGAAGGGUACAAGAAACUUGAUAAUCAUGUUGAUAAACUCAUUGAAACUCUAGAGUCCUUGGGUAUCAAAUUGUUAGCUCGUAAAGAAGACGAUACGGCUGCGAUAAUCAACACAUUAGACAAGGUGGUUGAAGAGGUAACUUUUAAGAUAUAA
This is a messenger RNA of Lodderomyces elongisporus, 2277 nucleotides long. Its product is annotated as Zn(II)2Cys6 transcription factor. Bases 1 to 2277 code for a protein of 758 amino acids. Gene Ontology annotation, molecular function: zinc ion binding; DNA binding; DNA-binding transcription factor activity, RNA polymerase II-specific. The record is from RefSeq and is a predicted model, not a curated record. Gene Ontology annotation, cellular component: nucleus. NCBI's taxonomy places the organism in Eukaryota, Fungi, Ascomycota, Pichiomycetes, Serinales, Debaryomycetaceae. The transcript has a single exon. Gene Ontology annotation, biological process: regulation of DNA-templated transcription; DNA-templated transcription.